UCUCCUUCCUCCUCCAGACACUGCACGCCCACUGCUGCUAUAACCAAGAUGGCGAACUUCACACCGGUCAAUGGCAGCUUGGGCAACCAGUCUGUGCGCCUGGUCACGUCAACCCAUAACCGCUAUGAGACAGUGGAGAUGGUGUUCAUUGCCACGGUGACAGGCUCACUGAGCCUCGUGACCGUCGCAGGCAACAUCCUGGUGAUGCUGUCCAUCAAAGUCAACAGGCAGCUGCAGACGGUCAACAACUACUUUCUCUUCAGCCUGGCGUGCGCUGAUCUCAUCAUAGGCGCCUUCUCCAUGAACCUCUACACCGUGUACAUCAUCAAGGGCUACUGGCCUCUGGGUGCCGUGGUGUGUGACCUGUGGCUGGCCCUGGACUACGUGGUGAGCAAUGCCUCUGUCAUGAACCUGCUCAUCAUCAGCUUUGACCGGUACUUCUGCGUCACCAAGCCCCUCACCUACCCGGCGCGGCGUACCACCAAGAUGGCAGGCCUCAUGAUUGCCGCCGCCUGGGUCCUGUCCUUCGUGCUCUGGGCGCCUGCCAUCUUGUUCUGGCAGUUUGUGGUGGGCAAGCGGACGGUGCCGGACAACCAGUGCUUCAUCCAAUUUUUGUCCAACCCGGCGGUGACCUUCGGCACGGCCAUCGCCGCCUUCUACCUGCCUGUGGUCAUCAUGACGGUGCUCUACAUCCACAUCUCCCUGGCCAGUCGCAGCCGAGUUCACAAGCACCGGCCUGAAGGCCCUAAGGAGAAGAGGGCCAAGACCCUGGCCUUCCUCAAGAGCCCCCUGAUGAAGCAGAGCGUCAAGAAAGCGCCCCCAGCAGACGCUUCUCGGGGGGAGCUGCGCAACGGGAAGCUAGAGGAGGCCCCUCCGCCGGUCCUCCCCCCGCCGCCACGCCCAGUGGCUGACAAGGACACCUCCAAUGAGUCCAGCUCGGGCAGCGCCACCCAGAACACCAAGGAACGACCACCCACAGAGCUGUCAACCACAGAGGCCACCACGCCCGCCACACCUGCACCUCCCCUGCAGCCACGGACCCUCAAUCCGGCCUCCAAAUGGUCCAAGAUCCAGAUUGUGACGAAGCAGACAGGUAACGAGUGUGUGACAGCCAUCGAGAUUGUGCCUGCCACGCCGGCUGGCAUGCGUCCGGCGGCCAAUGUGGCCCGUAAGUUUGCCAGCAUCGCCCGCAACCAGGUGCGCAAGAAGCGGCAGAUGGCAGCCCGGGAGCGCAAGGUGACUCGGACCAUCUUUGCCAUUCUGCUAGCCUUCAUCCUCACCUGGACGCCCUACAAUGUCAUGGUCCUGGUGAACACCUUCUGCCAGAGCUGCAUCCCUGACACCGUGUGGUCCAUUGGCUACUGGCUCUGCUACGUCAACAGCACCAUCAACCCGGCCUGCUAUGCCCUCUGCAAUGCCACCUUUAAAAAGACCUUCAGGCAUCUGCUGCUCUGUCAGUAUCGGAACAUCGGCACCGCCAGGUAGGCAGGUAGGGGUACCACUGGAG
Lipotes vexillifer (Yangtze River dolphin) is the source of this 1507-nucleotide messenger RNA. It is a transcript of the gene CHRM4, whose product is annotated as cholinergic receptor muscarinic 4. NCBI's taxonomy places the organism in Eukaryota, Metazoa, Chordata, Mammalia, Artiodactyla, Lipotidae. Gene Ontology annotation, biological process: G protein-coupled receptor signaling pathway, coupled to cyclic nucleotide second messenger; adenylate cyclase-inhibiting G protein-coupled acetylcholine receptor signaling pathway; chemical synaptic transmission. Gene Ontology annotation, molecular function: G protein-coupled acetylcholine receptor activity; G protein-coupled serotonin receptor activity. The transcript has a single exon. Gene Ontology annotation, cellular component: plasma membrane; synapse; dendrite. The record is from RefSeq and is a predicted model, not a curated record. Bases 49 to 1485 code for a protein of 478 amino acids.